UGGAGUACAGGUCCUAUAUGUAGACUAGUGGCUUAUACGGGUUUAUAUACAUAAAUAUAAUAAUUGCUGGGAAAACUGUGACGGGAGUGAAUUCUACUGGAAGAAACUUUUAAGCAGUAGACAUGUCGCAGGUAGGGAUACCUCGGCCAGCGUCAAUUGGUCAAAAAAUGGGAGUGAAUCUCCCCCAUAUUGAGCAUCCACUGUCUCGCAUGGGUAACCCCACUAAUAUGGAUGUGAGAGGGGUGUCCCGCUCUGGAGACAGACCUCUUUCUCACCCCACUGGUCGACCGCUGGCAAACGAGAACAUGUACACUGCCAGAAAGAGUCUGAGCGCCCAUGGCCGGGAUAGUAGGGUAGCAUCCAGACAGAUGAUGGCUCCUCUACCCAUAGAGAGCAUUCCCGAGGGGGUGGAGGUCACUUACGGAGACCCCACGAAGACCAGACUGCCAGUAUUCGGACAGAGUAACUGUGAAGCAAAGCCGGGGAAUCGCGCCGAUAUGGGGAGCCGUAUGGAGAACGGUGCCCCUCCCAGCAGAAUGUCCUCCCGCCUGUCUCAAGUCUCCCAACAAGCCAGGCUAGAAAUCGAUGAAAUAGAGACCAUGCUAAGGCAGAGAAUUAAGGGUAGUUAUUAUGAAAUCAAGAAGAAGUUUAAGGACAACGAUCCGGAACAGAAAGGAAAUGUCUCUAGGGAGGCAUUCUACAGAAUUAUGAUGACCAUACUAAACAGGAACCUAUCUCAGAACGUGUUUAACCGACUAAUGGACAGACUAGGGUUCAAGGACAAACAGAUUAUCAAUUAUAGCGAAUUCUUCGCCUACUUCCACGAGGCACAAGCUCAGAAUGACUAUCCUCGCUGGAUGGACCCUGUCCAGCGUAUGUGGCCAGACAAGGCUACAAUGAAUUCGUCACAAGUCCACGCUCAACUGAAAGAAAAAGUUAGACAAAAGUUCUUAGAUAUUGCCGAUUUAAUACCUCAAAUGAACCCAGGAGGAACGGGAAGAAUUCUGAAACCCGAAUUCAGACAAAUGCUGAAUAAAUUAAUGUUUUACAUGGAAGACACAGAAUUUGAAAAACUUUGGAAAAAGUAUGAUCCUAACAAUACUGGAACAGUCAACGGCCCACAGUUCCUGAACGCUCUGGGUAUUCAGCUGGAGAAUGGAGAUGAAAGGAUCAAAUCUCCCGUACAAGGAAAAGACUCCAAGAAGACGGGUAAAAAGGUAACGGUGAAGGAAGGACCUUCAUCGAACAGAACACCAAGGAAGAAGGAGAUUGAAAGGAAACAGUCCCUGGAUAUAGAGCGCUGGUUAAAGAGCAAAUUCAGAGAGGGAUGUCAUCAGAUGCAGGAGGCGUUUGAGGCCAAAGACUCAUCAAACAAGGGCGUGGUGAGUUUUGGCGACUUCUUGGAAGUUUUAGCUCAGUUCCACCUGAAGCUGGAGAAGAAGCUCCUUGCUGCCUUCCUGUCCAGAUGUGCCGUACAAGCCCACAGAGAUGGAGUUCCCUACAGAGACUUCCUCCACCGAUUCCAGGACCGCUCUGAAAUUGGCAUGACCCACAACAUCCUGACCAACACAAAGCACAGGGUAAAUGACAGACCCGCUAGCCCCAGUCAGGUUUCUUCAAUUAGUGGUAUUGAAGUACAGUUAAUGAACAUGUUCCAGAGAGAUUUCUUGGCUCUUCUAGGAACCUUCAAGAGCAUAGACAAACUAGGUCUAAAUGUAAUCAGCCAAGAGGAAUUCAGAGCGGCCAUUGAGAGUCGCUUUAAUUUCCACCUCCAAGAUGACCAGUUUGAGGCUUUUGUGGACAGACUUCCUCUAGAUGAUGAUGGCAAUAUCAAAUAUGCUGACUUUAUGCAACAAUUUGACACAAAAGGCAAAGCCAAGAGCCUUUUUGAUAAAGAGAAGGAUGUGGAUACAUCUGGUCCUCCUAAGGUACCAAGUCCGAUCCCAGAAGUAGGUCCCCCAGAGAUGCCAGAGGGUAGCCCAGUGGAUAGACUUGUCAUUGAUGAACCAGUGAUGGCAGAUUACGCUCAAGUUCGCCGCACGCCACAGGAACUGUUCAAAGUCAUUAAAGAUCUUAUGAACAGACGAUUCCAAGAUAUAGAAAGAAUAUUUUAUGAACUAGAUGAAAUAAAUAGCGAAAGACUAUCACAAGAAAUGAUGUAUCAACUACUUAAGAGAUUUGACAUAAGACCAGAAGUUUCUCGUGGAGAAAUUAGAGACCUUUGGAAGACAUUUAUUACCAAUACAGACAAAACCUUAGACUACCAUGAGUUUAUCCGCCAUUUUGGAUUCUCAAAGAAGUCGGCUUCCUUCCCCAAUGCUAAACUGAACCCACCCAAGAGAGGAGACGCCGACUACAUGAUCAGAUCAAGGAAACUCAACUGUGCUGCCGACAUGUUGGAGGACAGUUUGAGAUCAAAGGUUGAUUACAUGUGGGAGGACCUUAGAAAGGAAUUUGUGGAUAUGGACCCCUAUGGAACCGGCUACAUUACAAGAGAAGAGUUUAAGGAUGUUCUCACCGAACUCUGUGUACAUCUCAGUGAGUUUGAGAUAAACAAACUCAGUGACAAGUUUGAUCUGAAAAGAGAUGGACGGGUUUCUUAUAUCGAGUUCUUGAAGCCAUUUGCCCUUAGAAAACAGAUCUGGCGUCAUGGUAACAACAUGCUUUCUCUGCUUGCUCACCCUCAACCAGAACUGCCAAUUCCUGAUAUUGUAGAACCUCCUCAGAAGGGUCUCCAUGGUAUCACUUCUAAACUGAGACAGAAGCUUGCUGGAGAUUGGAAGAAUCUACGUAGGGCUUUCAGGAAACUUGACACAAAAAAUGAUGGUUAUCUAUCAGUUCCUGAGUUCCGCUCAGUCCUGAAACUGGCCAAUGUCAUUUUGGAUGAAGAUGAAGUUUAUCAUGUUCUUACUCAAUUUGACCAAAACAUGUCUGGCAAAAUUCCAUAUGAAAAGUUCAUUGAUGAAACAUUCAAACCUGCAACAAGACAGAGUGUACGAAAAAUCUAACAUUUUAACAUAUUUACUAUUUCUUGUUUUGUGAGAUGUGCCCCCAUAUGAGAAGUGAAUGUACAUGGUGGUAAACUUAUGAAUAUUGAAGAAAAAUACCUUUAAAACUUUGAAUGUCAACAAUAUUUUUAUACUUGUAUACUUAUAAUUUUUCAUAUCAUGCCGAUUCAUUCAUCUUGUUCCCAUUGUGAACUGUCCGUGAGCCUGGACUCUGAUGUGAUAACUUAUUUUUGUGGUGCAUCUACGUGUUUGCUGUCAUUCCAAGUCAUUGUAUUUAUAUAUAUUAUAUAACAGUAUUAUCAGCUCUAGGUGUGCACGUGACUUCCGGUUUUGAGCAAUAGGUACACUACAAUUAGGAUGUAAAGUAAAACCCCAUGAAGAUUAAAACUUUGAAGCACCCUUCUUGAAUCCAAUACUUUAUAGCGUUUGGUUAAUCAUGAAAACAAUAUUUUGUGACUGUAUUGUGUAGAAGACUGUGUUAUUUAAUUUUUUAUUGAAGCGAGCGAUGCUUUUUAAUGCUACAUUGUACCGUGAUUUGUAGGGCUGCUCCACACCUUGUCCUGAUGUGAUGGAAACUGUGAUAUUUCUUUUGUCUGCAUCUACGUCUCCACUAACAUUACAUGUAUUUGUUACAAUAUCGUUUUACAAUAAAAUUGUAAAAAUUUUA
Messenger RNA from Saccostrea echinata, 3675 nucleotides. RefSeq names its product EF-hand calcium-binding domain-containing protein 6-like. The record is from RefSeq and is a predicted model, not a curated record. The transcript is spliced from 17 exons. Bases 123 to 3008 code for a protein of 961 amino acids. Gene Ontology annotation, molecular function: calcium ion binding. NCBI's taxonomy places the organism in Eukaryota, Metazoa, Mollusca, Bivalvia, Ostreida, Ostreidae.